This is a messenger RNA of Gigantopelta aegis, 2096 nucleotides long. Its product is annotated as kynurenine/alpha-aminoadipate aminotransferase, mitochondrial-like. Gene Ontology annotation, biological process: biosynthetic process. The coding region runs from base 210 to 1355 and encodes 381 amino acids. The record is from RefSeq and is a predicted model, not a curated record. NCBI's taxonomy places the organism in Eukaryota, Metazoa, Mollusca, Gastropoda, Neomphalida, Peltospiridae. The transcript is spliced from 11 exons. Gene Ontology annotation, molecular function: transaminase activity; pyridoxal phosphate binding.
GCAGUCUGCACGGGCUGUGACAUAUCUGUUUAACACUAAAAUUGUUUUUUAUUUUUAAUAAUUACAGAAUUGAAAACUACGACCUCUAUCUAAACAAUGUCAGCAAGCGUCGAACAAGAACACCAUUUCCUGAGCCUGAAGCAAAUCACAUCUAUGUGUCCACUGGUUAUCCGAAUCCUAAAACGUUUCCCAUAAUAAAUGGACAAUUCAUGAUGAAUGAUGGCACAACGCUGGAUAUAUCUGAACCUGAAAUGAAGGCAACUUUACAGUAUGGCUCAGUAGCUGGUAACCAAGAGUUACGACACUGGCUGAUUGACUUGCAGCACCGCCUACACAGCCCACCACUCCUGGAGAGUGGAAACGAGCUGAACACCACUGAUCUCAUCAUGACAACAGGAUGCACAGAGGGAAUAGAAAAGGUUUUGGAGGCUGUAAUGGAGGAAGGGGAUAUGAUUCUUACAGAAACAUUCACAUACCCGUGUCUUUUUAAUUUGAUAACCCCGCUGGGAGUUAAAGCAGUGCCUGUGAGAUCGGACGAUGAGGGGAUGCUGCCGUCUGCCCUGGACAAUGUUUUGUCUACGUGGAGAGAGCAGACAUCUGGACGGCGGCCCAAGGUUUUGUACUGUAUUCCGUCUGCUGCAAACCCCACCGGCGUCACCUGGAGCAUGGCAAGGAAGAAGGACAUCUACAACGUAGCCAGACAUUAUGGACUCCUGAUUCUGGAGGACGAUCCUUAUUACAUGAUGCAGUUUUCUAGACCAAGAGUACCAAGUUUUCUCUCUCUGGAUACAGAUGGCAGAGUAAUUCGCCUUGAUACAUUUUCAAAGAUUUUAUCAGCUGGAAUCAGACUGGGCUUUAUGACUGGGCCAAAACAAAUUCUUGAAAGAGUUCAGCUUCAUAUGGAGGUUUCCUCAGUCCAUGGUGGAAACCUGGCACAGAUAAUGAUUUUAAAAGUGUUGCAGCAGAUGCACUAUGAGGGGUUCAUGGCACAUGGAGAUACUGUGUCGGACUUCUACCAGGAAAGAUGUGAGAAGGCUCUAAAACUUACUAAGAAGCACCUUACAGGUCUGGCAGAAUGGCGGGUCCCUCAUGGUGGAAUAUUUCUAUGGCUUCGCAUGCUUGGUUCCAGUAACAGCACUGAAGUUAUCAGGAAAGCGCAUGAGAAAGGUGCUACAUUCACUGAUGGGGCAUUCUUCAUGAAAGAGGGAAAACCGUGUGAAUAUAUCAGAAUGUCAUACUCCCUGAUCGACGACCAAGACAUGGAAACGGCUGUAAAGAUAUUGGCCUCUGUUCUCCGGGAAGAAGGAAAUCAAGAUGGUCAAGAAAACCCAGAAAAUAAAGAUCUACAUGACUGAAAGAUUGAUCUACACCACGUUUUAUUACAUUCAUAAUAAUUUGCCUCAAACAUAACAGUUCAGAUUUUUAAUAACAGGCCAAUAGGAACCAGGAGGGUGUGGGGGCCAGUGCUGGGUUGUUUUUUUCCUGCUCUAUAUAAUUAAAAGUAAAACAAUGGCUUGUGCCACCCACCCCAACGUGAAGGGUGUGACCCUCUAUUAGAGGUUGUCCCCCCCCCCCCCCCCCCGACUCCCCCACUCUAGAUAUGGUUCCUAUGGGUCUGUAAAUUGUGGCUUUAUUAAAAAACAAAUGUGCACGUGAGAUUGUAACAAAGCAGGCAGCUUACCACAUUUUUGUGGUUAUCCCAAAAUUUUGGGCUACCCGCCAUAUUUUGGACACCUCCCCAAAAAAAACAUUUGUGUAGUAUUCUACAAGGUGAAGAAACCUAAUCUGGUUUUUAUCCCCACCUGAUUAAAAUUGCUAAAGUUUUUUCUUUACAGAUUCCAAUCUCUAGGAGUACCAGUGAUUUCUCGUUCAAGCCAGUGCACAAUGACUGGUAUAUCAAAGGCUGUGGUAUGUACUACCCUGUCUGUGGGAUGGUGCAUUUAAAAGGCCCCUUGCUCUAGUGGUGUUGUGAUGUAUGCUGCUAAUCAAAGAGUAGCUAAUUAAGUGGUGACAGCGGGUUUCCUCUCUCAAUAUCUGUGUUUAACUAUAUGUCUGACACCAUAUAACUGUAAAUAAAAUUUGAGUGCGUGGUUAAA